ACAAGCGUUGAAGAAGUUUUUUUAGCCCCCCCUCCCCUCCCUCCUGCUCCUCUUUAUGUUUUUGUUGGGGGGAAAAGUUGCUGGAAGUUUUAGCCGUGUGGAUGUAGCGUGUUUGCCGUGUUCUGCCCCACGGUAACGGAGGGCAACGAGCGUCGGCGCGAGCGGAAAGUCGUCCGCGGAGGUUUGGAGCGGCGCUUUUCGGCGCUUUGUGUCAGCGGGCUCGGCCAGAAAAAUCCCAACGGCCGCCGUCCGUCCGCUCGGCGCUUCAUCUCGUUAGCCACCUAGCCGAGUCCCCCCUCCUCAACAAGUUAGCGCUACCUCGACGCCCCUCCGUCUCCUUUCGGGGGGGAGAAAAAAAAAACACAAACAAAAACAAAAGGUCCGGCUUUCGCGGCGCAGAGAUGGCGGAGACCAAAAUCAUCUAUCACAUCGACGAAGAGGAGACCCCGUACCUGGUGAAGAUCCCCAUAGCUGCGGAGAAUCUCACCCUGCUGGAUUUCAAGCAGGUCCUCAACAAGCCCAACUACAAAUUCUUCUUCAAGUCCAUGGACCAAGACUUUGGGGUGGUGAAGGAGGAGAUUUCCGACGAGAGCGCCAAGUUGCCUUGUUUUAACGGCAGAGUGGUGUCGUGGCUGGUGUCUUCAGAGGCUCCGGCCGCAGAGCCUCCCGUUGCAGUGGUCCCCCCUGUGGAAACCAUCUCCCAGCCCUCACCGCCUCCGCCGCCCCUGCCACCCCCACCUGCAGAGAGGACCGGGGGCAUCGGGGACUCCAGACCACCCUCCUUCCACCCCAAUGCUACGGGCAGCGUGGAGACUCUGGACGAGCAGACGGAGACCGAGUCUGUGGUCUCCUUCAGGAGGGAGAGGCCCCGGCACAGAGACAACAUGGACCAGCACGGGCCCCGCAUGAACGGCCAGAGCCGCCUGGAGCGCCACCUGGCCGGGUACGAGAGCUCCAGCACGGUGAUGAGCAGCGAGCUGGAGACCACCAGCUUCUGUGACUCUGAGGAUGACGACACCAUGAGCAGGUUCAGCAGCGCCACAGAACAGAGCACCGCCUCCAGGCUUCUGAAACGACACCGCCGGCGGAGGAAACAGCGCCCCCCGCGGCUGGAGAGGGCCUCGUCCUUCAGCAGCGUGACGGACUCCACCAUGUCCCUGAACAUCAUCACCGUCACUCUCAACAUGGAGAAGUACAACUUCCUGGGCAUCAGCAUCGUGGGCCAGAGCAACGAGAGAGGGGACGGCGGCAUCUACAUCGGCUCCAUCAUGAAGGGCGGCGCUGUGGCUGCAGACGGACGCAUCGAACCCGGGGACAUGCUGCUGCAGGUCAACGACAUCAACUUCGAGAACAUGAGCAACGACGACGCCGUGCGAGUUCUCAGAGAGAUCGUGCACAAGCCAGGACCCAUCAUCCUCACGGUGGCCAAGUGCUGGGACCCCUCCCCUCAGGGCUACUUCACGCUGCCCCGCAAUGAGCCGAUCCGACCCAUCGACCCCGCGGCGUGGGUCAGUCACUCCGUGGCCAUGACCGGGGCUUACCCUCCCUUCCCGGGCAGCUCCUCCCUCAGCACCAUCACCUCCUCCUCCUCCGUCACCGAGACUGAGCGUUUCGACGACUUUAACUUGUCGCUGCACUCCGACAUGGCGUCGGUGGCUAAGGCCAUGGCCUCGCCGGAGUCUGGGCUGGAGGUCAGGGAUCGCAUGUGGCUCAAAAUCACCAUCCCCAAUGCUUUCCUGGGCUCGGAUGUGGUGGAGUGGCUCUUCCACCACAUCGAGGGAUUCCAGGACCGCCGGGAGGCCAGGAAGUACGCCAGCAACCUUCUGAAGGCCGGCUUCAUCCGACACACCGUCAACAAGAUCACCUUCUCCGAGCAGUGCUACUACGUGUUUGGAGACCUGAGCGACUGUGAGAACUACAUGGCCAAUCUGUCGCUGAACGACAACGACGGCUCCAGCGGCGCCUCGGAUCAGGACACCCUGGCGCCCCUGCCGCUCCCUGGCGCCUCCCCCUGGCCAAUGAUGCACACCUUCCCCUAUCAGCCCUACGCGGCGCACCCCUACUCCAGCCAGCCGCCCCCCUACCACGAACUCAGCAGCUAUAGCUACGCUCCGGGCAGCACGGGCAGCCAGCACAGCGAAGGGAGCCGGAGCAGCGGCUCAACGAGGAGCGAGGGCGAGCGGCGGCGCAGCAGCAACAAGGGCCCCGGCAGCACCGUGGGCGGAGGGGAGAAGUCCCCCUCAGGAGACGGCGGCGGCGGCGGCGCCGAGUCGCGCUCCGGCAGCGGCAGCGAAUCCGAGUACUCCACCCGCGGGAGCCUGAGGCGCGGCCACGGCUCCUCGGCGCCCAGCGAGCACAGCCACGCCUCCUCGCAGCGCUCCCACCACCACCGGAUGCCGCAGCCGCCCCACAUGUCGCCGUACCCGCCGGGCAUCCUGCCCUACAACCCCAUGAUGCUGAUGAUGGUGCCCCAGCACCCGCACCCGGCCAUGGCCGCCCACGCCCUCCAGCACCCGCAGCAGCUGUCGGCGGCCCCCAUGCACCAGGCGCUGGCCCCGCCUCCUUCCUCCACCCCCGGGGGACCUCCCGGGGCCCCUCCCACCCGCGACCUGGGCUCCGUGCCCCCCGAGCUGACCGCGUCCCGUCAGUCGUUCCACCUGGCCAUGGGCAACCCCAGCGAGUUCUUCGUGGACGUCAUGUAGUCCGUUCGGUGUCGCGUAACGGUGCCUUUUGAGCUCACAUGUGCCCGUCGGGGUAGGGGCCGUUUGUUACAAAUUGGGUAAAACAGGGUUUUAAAAUGGCAAAGAAAAUAAAAAAGCAGGCCGAUACGGAUCAUGGUCCGAUCACGUGUGCCAAGAAGUUUAGUUCCUCCCCACAAAGAUCCGCCGCAGAAGCAGCUUUAACGCUUCUUCCUCCAUGUUUUUGAGCCGGGCAGAGCGGCUCCGUAGGAUCAGCUCUGCCCUCCCCGCAGAAACCCAGUUUACCGCUAGGGGGCGCUAGGUACACCACGUGCUGGAGGAAGGAUCCAGACCUGCACGGUAUGUUUUGAUCACAGCGCCAGCUUGACGAGUGCCUUACUGUUGUUUUAGAGACGUUAUCAAACACUCCCGGUACGUAAAACCAUGUCGUUCCACGUUGUCUGACAAUGAACUUCUCUGUGUGUGUGUGUGUUGUGUAUAUAAACAUAUCUAGAGCUCCUAUGUAAAGCGUUACGCGCUAAUGUGAAAGGAAAAGGUCCAAACAUGUCAGCAGGGACUCAAGAUAUUAUCUCUUGACCUGAAAGGUACCAUGAUGUUCUGGAGAUGACGUCAUAACGGCGGUACCUUCUGAUUACAUUCAGUGUAUGUCUUUUUAAUGUGAUACAGCUCCUCAUCCUUAUUUUUACGUUAGUGACUCACAAUAUUCACCAGUUUUGUCUUUUUUCUUUUUUUUUUUUUUAUGCGUGACUUUAUAAAUCAUGUAUAAUCCAAAUAUUAAAGGUGCUAAAUGAAGAGUGAACAUCACAGAAAGAAUGACAUGGACAGUGUGGCGCUGUUUGGUUUCAUGACACCACCUUUGUUUGUGCCUUUCAGAAUAAAUUUGAUACUCGCUCAC
This is a messenger RNA of Fundulus heteroclitus (mummichog), 3594 nucleotides long. RefSeq names its product dishevelled segment polarity protein 2 (gene dvl2). The transcript is spliced from 15 exons. The record is from RefSeq and is a predicted model, not a curated record. Gene Ontology annotation, molecular function: frizzled binding. Gene Ontology annotation, cellular component: cytosol. The coding region runs from base 402 to 2702 and encodes 766 amino acids. NCBI's taxonomy places the organism in Eukaryota, Metazoa, Chordata, Actinopteri, Cyprinodontiformes, Fundulidae. Gene Ontology annotation, biological process: canonical Wnt signaling pathway; intracellular signal transduction.